AUGGAUUUAGAAGCAAAUCAUCUGGAACAACAACAACAGCCCCACAAUCUUCCAGGCUUUCCCGGGCACUUGAUUAGGGCUGAUAUCGUUCCUUCUAUAUUGGAUGCUUCAGCUGUUGCGGCAACUGCAACUACAAAUGUUGCUGCAAACACUGCAAAUAGUACAACAGCCACAACCUUACUGUUUGACAGCACUUCGUUGAAUAUUACUGCCAGCAGUGGUACCCUGACAGUAACUAGUGCUAUCUGUCCACCACCAUCUAGCUCCUCAUCCAGCAUUUUCUCCACCACUCAACAUGAUAUCUAUCGAUUACCAAAUGUUGAUGCUGUUGACCAGAAUGCUACUACUCUGAAUAAUAUUGCAGGAAAAUUACCGAAAAUAGAAGAUGGGAAAAAAGAAUACGAUGCAUCAUCAGGAAGUAUUGAAUGUGAUGGAAAUUCGAAUGCAUCACCAGAUACUUGUUUGAUCAGUAGUCAGAAACCACGCAGACAACGUACUCAUUUUACAAGUCAUCAGCAUCUUAUGAGCAAUAUUUUCCGUCACUGUUUUACAAUUCUAACAAUUGCUCUGCAGCUAACAGAGUUAGAAAAUUGGUUUUCACGGAAUCGCUACCCAGAUAUGGCCACAAGAGAGGAAAUUGCAUUAUGGAUCAGUCUUACGGAGCCACGAGUUCGCGUAUGGUUUAAAAACAGACGAGCAAAAUGGCGUAAACGAGAGCGCCAUUUGUUAACUCCUGAUUUCAAAAACUUUCAGCCAACUGGCUGUUUCCCACAAACUCUUUUGCCAACUCAUCCGCAGCUUGACGAUGUUUAUGGAUCCCCAUCUUGGCAAGGUUAUUCUACGAGGAAUCCGAAUACUGCUUUUGGUUGGGCUUUAAAAGCACAAGGACCGCUACAACACACUUUCCCUCAGUUAAUGACUCCAACGACAUCCAACAAUGCGACGGCCCUCUCUCGCUUUCCCCCUACUCAGCCACAAUUUUACACAACCAGUACCACAAAUACCAUUAAUUUAACGUCAAAAGAUGAUAAGUUCAAGUUACACUCCCAAGGAUAUUGCUCCUCUGCAAUGCAAAUGCCUAAUACUGGAACCCAUUCUCAACAGGCCAGCAGUUUUUCAGUUCAGUCAUAUCAAUACAACGGUCCACUGUAA
Acanthocheilonema viteae is the source of this 1152-nucleotide messenger RNA. The record is from the annotation of a GenBank genome assembly. NCBI's taxonomy places the organism in Eukaryota, Metazoa, Nematoda, Chromadorea, Rhabditida, Onchocercidae.